Molecule: messenger RNA, 555 nt
Organism: Quercus lobata
Lineage: Eukaryota; Viridiplantae; Streptophyta; Magnoliopsida; Fagales; Fagaceae
Exons: 1
Coding region: 1-555 (184 amino acids)
Molecular function (GO): RNA-DNA hybrid ribonuclease activity; nucleic acid binding
Source: RefSeq, a predicted model, not a curated record
AUGUCUAGCCAAGUGCCUACUGCUACUCCAGUGCAGCGGAUUCAUCGUCCCAGAAAUCAUUGGAAGCCACCACCAUCGCAGCUAUUCAAAAUUAAUUUCGAUGGUGCCGUCUUCCCACAUGAUAAAAAGUUUGGCAUUGGAGUUGUUAUAAGAGAUCACCAAGGAUUAGUGAUUGCAUCAUGCUCAAAACUAGUACACCAGGAGUUAUGCAGUGAGGAUAUUGAGGCAAAAGCUGCGGCUUGGGCUCUUUUGUUUGCCUUGGAAGUGGGGGUGAAACGGGCUGUAUUGGAGGGUGACUCUUUGACUGUUAUUAAACGGUUAAUGGAGGAAGAAAGGCUGCUAAUACCAAUGGGUUUGCUCAUUGAGGAUGCCAAAAAGUUAUCUCAACAUUUUGAAGAAUUACAUUACUCUCAUGCUAAGAGGGAUUGUAACGUUUUAGCUCAUAAUGUGGCUAGACAUGCCGCUGGCAUUUCAGAUUUGUUAGUUUGGAUGGAGGAUAUUUCCCCACAAUUUCAUGAUGUACUUCAAGCCAAUUUAUUAGGCUUAUUUGAAUAA